AUCUACCGUUGUCCAGCAGAGGUCGACAAAAUGUCAGCGUUUCCACUCUUGGCCAUGCGACAGUGUUUCAAGCCAGCAUCAUCCUGCUGAUGAGUGCGCAUGCGCACGACGAUCCCAUUCUUGUGCUGCAGGCAGCAUUCUGGGUGGAGAGAAAAAUACUUUUAGGCCGUCAACGUACAUAAACUACAUUAGCAGCGUAUAUGUGUACAACAACUGAGGCCUUUAAACACAAUAUGGGCUCUCCAGGGCAGAUCCCGGGAAAAAACAUGGAGAUGUAAUCUGGCCUCCAUCAUCAUCCUCCACUGGCUGCCUUGAUUGCUGCUCUCCCAAACCACCGUUUCCAACACUGCAGCUGUGGUUUGGCUAAAAGUGCAAAGCCAAGUAGAAGGCACUAGUAAAGUUUCCCCAGCUGCUGCCCGGACACACAUGGUGCAUAGCUACCAUUCCCAAAGCCCGACUCCAUCGCUCCCCAGGGCACAGCCUCUAGCCUGCUAGUGAGCUAGCAGUUCCCCCAAAAGUAGGACGGUUCUUUUGGAUAAAACUACAAACUUGUCUCUCACAGUUUUUGGGUCACCUAAAAGCAUUCUCAUCAAGUGGUGCCUCUUCAGUUGACGAACAGAGGCAAAGGAAGUGAUAUUUCAAAGCCAGGUUGAUGGAGGCCAACAUGGAGAGCUGCCUGGCCCAUGUUCUGCAGAAAGAUGUAGGCCGACGUCUACAGAUGGGCCAAGAGAUCAUUGACUACAUCUUAGACAAAGACAAGUCUCGUGACCUUGAACAGGAUCAGACUGCCCUUGAUAAGAUGGUUGAUGGCAUUGCAAGCUCAUGGGUCAACUCCAGCAAUUUCAAGGUGGCUCUCCUCGGCUUGGAUCUGCUUUCUGCUUUGGUGACGAGGUUACAGGAGCGGUUCAGGGCCCAGGUGGGAACAGUUCUGCCCAGUCUUAUUGAUCGAUUGGGGGAUGCCAAAGACCAAGUUAGAGAACAAGACCAAGCACUGCUGCUGAAAAUCAUGGAACAAGCUGCAACUCCACAGUUUGUGUGGGAUCGAAUGCUGGGAGGCUUCAAGCAUAAGAACAAUAGGACGAGAGAAGGAGUGUGCCUUUGCCUUAUUGCCACAUUAAAUAUGUAUGGAGCUCAUGGCUUGACACUCAGUAAGAUUGUCCCUCACAUAUGUAACCUGUUGGGGGAUCCCACUAGUCAGGUUCGAGAUGGGGCUAUGAGUAGUUUGGUGGAGAUCUACAGACAUGUGGGUGAGAGGGUGAGGAUGGAUCUCAGCAAGAAAGGCCUGCCUCAAUCACGUUUGAAUGUUAUCUUCAGCAAGUUUGACGAAGUUCAAAGGUCUGGGAACAUGAUCCCAUCAUCCGGCUCAGAUAAAAACUUUGAAGAUGAGGACUCUGUUGAUGGAGGCAGGUCCUCCUCCUCCUCAUCCUCUAAAGCACCUCCUGGUGGCAGGAGAACUGCAAUGACUUCCGCGAGAAGACCCAGUUCUGCAACGACAACGAAGGCCACAGGUAAAGAAGCAGGUGCCGGUGCUGUUGAUGAAGAGGAUUUCAUAAAAGCCUUUGAAGAUGUGCCCUCAGUUCAGAUUUACUCCAACAGGGAGCUGGAGGAUCAGCUGACUAAGAUCAGAGAAGUUUUAUCAGAUGACAAACAUGACUGGGAGCAUCGAGUUGUGGCACUGAAAAAGGUUCGCUCGUUGAUGUUGGCCGGGGCAGCAGAGUAUGAGGGCUUCCCUCAGCAGCUACGUCUACUGGAGGUGCCACUCAAACUGUCAGCUAAAGAUCUCCGCUCCCAGGUGGUCCGUGAGGCCUGCAUCACCCUGGGACAUUUAUCAUCCCUGCUGGGCAACAAGUUUGACCACGGAGCAGAAAAUGUCAUGCCCAUCUUGCUGAACCUUGUGCCCAACAGUGCCAAAGUCAUGGCCACAUCUGGAGUGGCUGCUAUCCGCCUAAUCCUCCGGCAUACACACUACCUACGUCUUAUCCCCAUCAUUACAAGUAACUGCACCUCCAAAUCAGUCGCAGUCAGACGACGCUGUUAUGAGUUUUUAGACCUGAUGCUACAAGAGUGGCACACAAACACACUAGAAAGGCAUGUUGCUGUUCUGACUGAAACCAUCAGGAAAGGCAUUCAUGAUGCUGAUUCUGAAGCCAGAUCAAUUGCUAGGAAAUGUUACUGGGGCUUCCAUGGUCACUAUAGCCGAGAGGCUGAGCAUCUCUUCCAAGCACUGGAGUCCACAUAUCAGAAAGCACUGCAGACUCAUCUGAAGAGCUCUGACAGUAUCAUGUCUCUACCCCAAUCGGAUCGUUCCUCGUCGUCUUCUCAGGAGAGUCUUAACCGACCACUGUCUGUGAAAACUGUCAUUGGAGGCAGCAUAGCAAGGACUAAACUGGUGAGCACCCGGUUACCAAUUAUACCAGGUUCCCUUCAGCGUUCCCGAAGCGACGUCGAUGUAAACGCCGCCUCCAGCGCCAAGUCCAGGGUGUCAACUGUUUCUGCAUCGUCACCAUUCAACUCAGCAGCUGCCCUUCCUCCUGGGUCUUACGCAUCGUUAGAUGGCACGCCUGGUAAAAGUGAUGGUCGUGUUCGUACCAGAAGGCAAAGCUCUGGUAGUGCAAGCGGGUCCUGCACAUCAGUGGUGGAUCGUAGAGGGCGCAGUCGAGCCAAAGUGGUUUCUCAGUCCCAGCGAUCCAGAUCAGCCAAUCCCAUCAGUGCUGGCAGUCGCUCCAGCUCCCCAGGCAAGCUGCUUGGACACAGCAGCCAUGGUCGCAUCCCUCGCGUUGCAGUGUCUGCGUCCAACACGCCAGCUGACAAGCGUAGUAGGAUCCCGCGCAGCCAAGGAUGCAGCCGAGAGACCAGCCCAAGUCGACUUGGCUUAGCCAGCCUUUGUGGUAAAAACACUAUUCUGCCUGCUGCUCUUCCCUACUGCACGCUAGCCCGGAGCCGCAUUCCCCGUCCCAGCAUGAGUCAGGGUUGCAGUCGCGAUACUAGUCGCGAGAGCAGUCGCGACACCAGCCCUGCUCGAGGGUUUACUCCUCUGGCCUCCCGACGUCACUCCCGUUCAACCAGUGCUCUCACAGCUGACCCCCAUGGCCAGUCAGAUCGUUAUGGGUUGAUUCACCAAGCAAGAAUCUCAGCAUCAGUGAAUGCAAUGAGGGUCCUGAACACCGGCACAGAGGUGGAGGCAGCAGUUGCUGAUGCUCUGCUAUUAGGAGACUCCAGGAAUAAGAGAAAGCCAAUGAGGCGGCGGUACGAAUCACCAGGGAUGUACUCUGAUGAUGAUGCCAACAGCGAUGCGUCCAGUGCUUGCUCAGAGCGCUCGUAUGGCUCAAGAAAUGGCGGCAUACCUCAUUAUCUUCGCCAGACUGAGGAUGUGGCAGAGGUCCUGAACCAUUGUGCCAGUUCCAAUUGGUCAGAGCGGAAGGAAGGCCUUCUGGGAUUGCAGAAUCUCCUCAAGGGUCAAAGAAUAUUAAGCCGAGUGGAGCUGAAGAGACUUUGUGAAAUUUUCACAAGAAUGUUUGCAGAUCCACACAGCAAGGUGUUCAGCAUGUUCCUGGAGACCCUUGUGGAUUUCAUCACGGUACACCGAGAGGACCUGCAGGACUGGCUUUUUGUCCUCCUCACACAGUUGCUCAAAAAGAUGGGGGCAGACCUGCUGGGCUCAGUACAGGCCAAAGUCCAAAAGGCCUUGGAUAUCACAAGGGAGUCUUUCCUGUUUGACCAGCAGUUUAAUAUUUUGAUGAGAUUUAUUGUCGAUCAGACACAAACACCAAACCUCAAGGUAAAGGUUGCAAUUUUGAGGUACAUCGAGUCUUUGGCACGGCAAAUGGACCCAACAGACUUUGUCAACUCCAGUGAGACUCGCUUGGCUGUGUCUCGCAUCAUCACCUGGACCACUGAACCCAAAAGUUCUGAUGUCAGGAAGGCUGCCCAGGUGGUGCUGAUUGCCUUGUUUGAGCUCAACACACCAGAGUUCACCAUGCUGCUGGGAGCACUGCCCAAGACGUUCCAGGACGGCGCCACCAAAUUAUUGCACAACCACCUGAAGAACUCAAGUAAUGCCGGUAGCAGCGUGGGGUCUCCAAGUAACACUAUUGGUCGCACACCACCUCGCCACACCCCAAAUAGAACCAGCCCACUCACCUCUCCAACAAACUGCUCACAUGGAGGACUGUCGCCAAGUCGGUUAUUGGGUUGGGGUGUCGACGGACUGUCAAAGCAACCCCCUGCCCCUGCUCCUCUUCCUCCGCCUAACUCCAACCCAGCUGCCCCUUCUUUCAGGGUCCUGCGCAGAGCACACUCACCCAGCAUGAUGGAGUAUGACACUGAGAACAUGAACUCGGAGGACAUUUACAGUUCACUGCGUGGCGUCACAGAGGCCAUCCAGAGCUUCAGCUACCGCAGCCAGGAAGAUCUGAAUGAGUCCAUCAGACGAGAGGGCAAGCGAGAUGACGCGGCUGGGAGAGAUGGAAUAUCAUCAACCCCUGGUUCGGAUGCUCGUCUCGGAUUAGAUGUACUGGAAGUGGGCCGCACUGCCUUGGACAACAAGACCUCAUUGCUCAACACACCGUCACCACGCUCCUUCUCUGGGCCGAGGAGUCGGGAGUUUGCUCCUUACGGCCAUGGAGACACAAUCUGCACCUACGACAAGAGUGCCCUGAAGGAGGCGGUGUUUGACGAUGACGUGGAGCAGUUCCGUGACUGCCCACGUAAGGAAAGCGGUGAAAAUGCGAUGAGACUCACUGUCGGUCAGGACCACUCGGACCUGGUUGCUGACCUGCUUAAGGAACUGUCUAAUCACAACGAGCGCUCCGAGGAACGUAAAGGUGCCCUGGUGGAGCUGCUAAAGAUCACACGAGAUGAUAGCCUGGCUGUGUGGGAUGAACAUUUUAAAACCAUCCUCCUCCUCCUGCUUGAGACGCUAGGGGACAAAGAUCAUACAAUCCGAGCCCUGGCGCUGCGUGUGUUAAAAGAAAUAUUAAGAAAUCAGCCGGCCCGGUUCAAGAAUUAUGCAGAACUAACGAUCAUGAAGACCUUGGAGGCUCACAAAGAUUCUCACAAAGAGGUGGUGCGUGCUGCUGAGGAGGCCGCGUCAACUCUGGCUGGAUCUAUCCAUCCGGAGCAGUGCAUCAAGGUGCUGUGCCCAAUUGUACAGACAGCUGAUUAUCCAAUCAACCUUGCUGCCAUCAAGAUGCAAACUAAAGUGAUUGAACGCAUUGGGAAGGACUCUCUACUACAGCUCCUGGUUGACAUCAUUCCGGGUCUCCUGCAGGGCUAUGACAACACAGAGAGCAGCGUUCGCAAGGCCAGUGUGUUCUGUCUGGUGGCCAUCUACUCUGUCAUUGGUGAGGACCUCAAACCUCACCUGGCACAGCUCACAGGCAGCAAGAUGAAGUUACUGAAUCUGUACAUCAAGCGGGCCCAGACCACGAACAGCAAUAGCAGCAGUUCCUCGGAUGUCUCCUCUCACAGUUAACAGUGGGAUGUUCUGUGUGGAAAGCCUGCACAUGAACGGUGCCGCUUGUUUGAAACUUCACGUACCAAUGUUUGAAAUCACACGGUUUUGCUGCGUCCGUCUCCGGUUUAACUGCAUGCUGCUUUGCGCCACCGCACAACCGUCCGUUGAAAUUCGGAAUGCGACUCCGAGGACAGAUGAGUUUUUGUCACUUUUGGCCACCGCUGAUUGUGUUUAGAUUUCAUUUUAGAUAACAUGUUCAUACACCGUACAAUGAAAUGUACAAAGCAAUUUUUGGUGGCAGAUAAAAUAUUUAAUAAACUGUAUGUUUAAAAAAAACAAAAAAAAAAACAUAAUUCCUGUAUUAUAAUUUUCAAGUACUUUUAAGUUAAUUGGGGCACACAGGUGACUUUUUUAAAUUCUUAUUUUAAGUGAAGGGUGUCUUAGACAUUUUGGAGAAUUGUAGAAAGCAUUUUUCUUCUGGCGAUACCAACUAUCUGAGGCGCACACACACACUCACACACAAAAGUAAUGCUUCUUGACGGGGACUGGCAUGUACAAAAUGUAAACUAUUAGCUUACAAAAACUGUGAAUCUAUUGUGAAAAAGCGACGCUUGUGGUGAUGCAUACACAGUCUUCUCCUGUAUGGAACCCAGCCUCUAAAUCCAGUAAAGUAGUUUGUAAAUACUCUUGUAGGACUCUGCUUUGCAACAUGUAACUUGCCUGUGUCAAUCAUUUGAACGUUAGCCUGCAGCGCCUCAUCUUUGUGCUGCUCUGAAGGUUGUUUUUUUUCCUUUCUUUCUUUCUGGCUGUUCAAGUGCACUUGUAACGUGGUAUUACUCAACACUGCUUCAUUGGUUCAGUUCCGUGUUACAUGGAUGAAGAGGAGGAGCAACUCUUUGGUUGGCUGGCGUCUUUUGAGCAGCUUGUUUUCAUCCUAGAAUCAAUUUAAGGCAGUGGUGUCCACAUUUUUUCCAACAAGGGCCGCAUACAUAAAAUGAAAGGAUGUGGGGGCCAACCCUAAAAACCAAUGGGGCAAAGUUAUAUCCAAUUGAAAGGUGUUUUUUUUAUUAUUAUUAUUAUUUUUUUUAUAUUUAUAAUAUUUAUAAUUGUAGAUGUUUUGCUUAGAUUUUUCAUUUGGAUUUUUAUUUCAAUUACUCUAGAACAGUGCUUCUCAAAUAGUGGGGCAGGCGCGGUUAACUGUGAGGCAGGGAGGAUGUUCAAUAUUAGUGUAGACCUGCCAACAUGUAAGAAUUUGUCGUACUCAGCAUGCAGUUUGACUCUUGAAUACACUUCUUUACGCUUCACUGCUCGCCAUUUUGUUGCGUUUCGCCGGUUUCAGUUUCGAGGUCAGUCUGUACGGUACAGAUGGUGUUUCUCAGUAGCAUUUCAAGGGGGCAAAAACACCAUGCAGUGGGGGCAUGACAGGAAAUAGUUGAGAACCACUGCUGCCGAAUAUCUUUUUUUCCAUCAAAAUUUUUUAUGAAUAUAGUUUAUGGUUAUCCAAAUAAUUUUAUAGCUUUUAAAAAAUGACCAAAUAAUUCCUGGCUUAUGUUAUUAAUUUAUUUAUUUAUUUUGUCUUUUUUUUUUUUUGUCAAUGGCCUUUAUAUUAUUUAUAACAUACAUAGAUUUUUUUAAAAAUUAUUUUUAAGUUGAUUCAAGAUUACUCAGAUAUCCAAAUCGAGACCAAUACUUUUUUCUACACAGCAAACGACUUUUUUCCUCAGAACUCUCUUAAUUCUUCCCCAUUCAGUGUAGCACAAAAUCAUUCUUGGUCAUGUGCUGAUGCAGUUUAAUGUGUUCUUUUCUAUAAUGCAAACUGCAGGCAGCAAUGUUUCCCCGCGCCAGACUUUGGACACCACUGACUUAAAGUGUCAGAAGGUAUGAAAAAGCUUUGGAAUUGUGCUUUCAAGACAACAUCAUUUUGUGCGUAACGGGAUUGUGUGGAACAGAAUCCACUUACUACGUCGGUUGAGCAACAACCUUUAGUGCUGUCACUGCAAGAAUGACUUUUAGUUAGUGAAAAGAUUUUUCCGUACUUGACAUUUGACAGUUUCCUUAAGCGUUCUUCGAAUUACAUCAAUGAAUGUAUGUUACUUUCCUCUACCGCAUGUUAAGUUCUGUCAAAUCGAAUCUGAUUAGUUGACCGGACCUACCAUGUAAUAUUUGCCCUUGUAUUUAUUUGAUUGUCUUUCUGUUUCAUUCACCCAUUCUAAAGUGUACAGAAGGAUGACAUCCAUGGUGGACAUGCAGCAAUGGAAAGAAAUUGGGUAAUAAACAGACUGAUGAUUAUGUGUGUUUAUUCACGUGACGUCGCUCAACUUGCACAGCACCGCAUACAGUAGAUGUUGGCUGUAGAGGACACAUGCACAAAUCCAUUAUUCUUUUAAUCACAAAUAUGGAAAUUCACUAAUCUGGCACAUUUUCCUACAGAUACAAUUAUGAACGAAGCAAACAGCCUGCUACCAAAUAAUGUUGUAAGAGAAUUUUAACUGAAUUUAAACAUUUGUAUGUGCGCACAACACUAAUCUUUAACAUAUCAGUAUGUGGAGUAAAAAUAUGGGAAGGAUCAAGUAAAGAAGUCAAUGUACUAAUAGCCAUUUUAUGAAAGUGUUUACAAAGUAUAAGGCAGAAGAAUGCUGAACCACUGUUAUAACAUCACCCUCGUUUAACAAGCUAUUUUUGAUCAUAUUUCUGUAUAUUCAUUAUACGUUUCCUGUGUUCGUAUUCCUUACGGCAUAAGCAGUCUUUCCAUUAUUACGCAUUUGUAUUAUUUAUUUACGGUUAUAAAACAAUAAUAUGCAAACACGUUAAACACAGGAGUCGCUGAUUGCUGUAAAACGGAGAAGGGGUAGGAUAAUAAUAAAUAUGCUCUGCUUCUUCCUGCUCACGGCUUCAGACAUGUUGAACUGUGCAAGUGCAAACGUGAUGUACUUCAAUGUAACUUUAUUAAGCAUUUUGGAAA
Molecule: messenger RNA, 8417 nt
Organism: Dunckerocampus dactyliophorus (ringed pipefish)
Lineage: Eukaryota; Metazoa; Chordata; Actinopteri; Syngnathiformes; Syngnathidae
Gene: clasp1a
Product: cytoplasmic linker associated protein 1a
Exons: 43
Coding region: 653-5473 (1606 amino acids)
Biological process (GO): mitotic spindle assembly
Cellular component (GO): microtubule organizing center; mitotic spindle; spindle microtubule
Molecular function (GO): kinetochore binding; microtubule binding
Source: RefSeq, a predicted model, not a curated record